GCGGCGGCGGCUGUUUGCUCCGGAGGGCGGAUAAAAAACACCGGGUGGGACCGCGGCGGCGCGCACAGCGGUGGGAGCGGGGCCGGGGGUUGUGGCUCUGGAUGAGGUUGCACUUUCCACGCAGCCAUGGCACCCACGCUCGCUACCGCUCACCGCCGGCGCUGGUGGAUGGCAUUCACAGCCAUCAUUGAGAACCUGCUCUUCUCAGCUGUCCUGCUGGGCUGGGGGUCCCUGCUCAUCAUGCUGAAAGCAGAAGGGUUUUACUCCUACCUGUGCCACGAAUCAGGAAACUUCACCAACAGCCCUGAGCCUGAGAACGGCACCGCAACAGAGCACAAAUGGCCUUCGUGCAACGCCCAGGACGAGAUGCUGAACCUGGCCUUCACCAUCGGCUCCUUCCUGCUCAGUGCCAUCACCCUGCCCCUUGGCAUCGUCAUGGAUAAGUACGGCCCUCGCAAGCUGCGGCUGCUUGGCAGCGCCUGCUUUGCUGUGUCCUGCGUGCUGAUCGCAUAUGGUGCCAGCAACCCCAACACUCUGUCUGUGCUGAUAUUCAUCGCGCUGGCUCUGAACGGCUUCGGUGGGAUGUGCAUGACCUUCACGUCGCUCACGCUGCCCAACAUGUUCGGUGACCUUCGUUCCACGUUCAUUGCUCUGAUGAUUGGCUCCUAUGCUUCCUCUGCUGUGACCUUCCCAGGAAUCAAGGUUAUAUAUGACUUUGGGGUCUCCUUCAUCCUUAUUCUGCUCGUCUGGGCAAGCUGUGCAGGACUUGUUUUCCUCAACUGCUUCUUCAACUGGCCACUGGAGCCCUUCCCAGGACCAGAAGACAUGGACUAUACGGUGAAAAUAAAGUUCAGCUGGCUGGGAUUUGACCACAAAAUCACCGGGAAGCAGUUCUACAAGCAAGUCACAACCGUGGGACGCCGGCUGAGUGUGGGGAGCUCCAUGAAGGGCCCCAAAGAAUCGGCAGCCUUGCAAGAGAACAACAAGCUCUGCCUGUCCACGGUGGACCUUGAAGUGAAGUGCCAGCCUGACAGCACAGCUUCUCCCUCCUUCAUGAAGAGUGUCUUCAGCCCCAUCUUGCUGCUCAGCCUUAUCACCAUGUGUGUCACUCAGCUGCGGCUCAUCUUCUACAUGGGGGCCAUGAACACCAUCCUUGAGUUUCUGUCCGGAGACGAAGACCAAGUGAGUCUCUACACUUCCAUUUUUGGGGUACUGCAACUGCUGUGCCUGCUGACAGCGCCUGUGAUCGGGUACAUCAUGGACUGGAGACUGAAAGAAUGCGACGAUGGCUCUGAAGAGAACGAGGAGAGCAACGCUGAGCAAGGUGACAAGAAAAAGAAAAAACGUGAUCGUCAGAUCCAGAAAAUCACCAACGCCACCAAUGCCUUUGCAUUCACAAAUCUCCUGCUGGUUGGAUUUGGAGUCACCUGUCUCAUUCCCAACCUACCGCUGCAGAUUCUUUCCUUCAUUUUGCACACAAUUGUGAGGGGAUUUAUCCACUCAGCGGUGGGAGGCCUCUAUGCAGCUGUAUACCCCUCUACUCAGUUUGGUAGCUUGACAGGGUUGCAGUCGUUGAUCAGUGCCCUUUUCGCCCUUCUGCAGCAGCCUCUGUUUAUGGCAUUAACAGGACCUCUGGAAGGAGACCCUCUUUGGGUGAACGUUGGCUUGCUUGGUUUGAGCUUACUGGGCUUCUGCCUUCCGAUCUACCUGGUCUGCUACAAACGCAGGCUAGAAAGAGAAAGAAAACAAAAGAUUGAAGAUUCCAAACUCUUCCUCAAAAUCAAUGGCACUCCCAAUGAGGAAGCCUUUGUUUAAACUGGUGCUUUCAAAUACAACCUCCCCUGUACAGGUUCCUACCAUAUCCGUGGGUUCUACCUGUGGUGUAAGCCAGGCUUUUUCUCUCCUGGCUCUGUUCAUCACUGGAGUGAGGGCCAGACAUCAUGACUGAGCUUUCCUCAGAUAUAUGGCAGGAGGAGACUUCACACUCCUUACUCCAGAACACAAGACGCUUUUUUCCUUUUUAUAAAGGCCACACAGAUAUUGUGUCUUAAAUUAUCCCCUGAUCGUGCUCUCCAGCUGCAGAGGCUCUGCAUAGGAAACUGGGAGAGAAGGAAGAGAUGGAUGGGAGAAGAGGGAAGAAAGACCUUAAUUUGAAUUUGCAAGUGUAACAUGCUGAAGUCUGUACUCCCUCCUCUUCUCCCAACCUUGGCUGACCGUCUCAGAUGUAAGCUGCACUCUCCUCCCUUCCUGAGGCUUCAUAAUGGUCGUUCUGCUUGAUAUGUAGCUGGACUCAGCAGUUUCACCACCUAUCCAGAGGUAUCCCAGACUGUUUCUGAGGCAGGGAAGGGGAUUUAUUCCUUCAUAUAUAAGCACGGCUUCAGUGUAUUGCUAAAUGUUGGCUGCUAGCACUGACAGCUCCCAAAUGUUUUAUUACUGCAAUGACACAGACUGUGAGCAAUGGAUCUGCCUUCCACACAGAAAUGAAGAGCCUACUGAACUGCUCGGUCCUCCACCAAGCCUUCGAAGGCCUGGAAUUCCUCUCUUCCCAGCCUGUAAGCCACCUGUACACGCUGUAAACUGCCUGCAGUCCUGGAACUGUUGAGAUAGGAAUUGGAUCUUGUUUACCGAUGAAGUGCUUUUGAGACUUGUUGCCUUUUGCCUCUUCCUCCCUCCAACGUGACCCUGGGAGGGGAGCAGCAGCGUGUAUUUACUAAAGUGGAGAAGCUUCUUGAAGCUGGGUUCUGGGGCUCCAAAUACCUUGGUGUUCACUUGUCGUAAGCUGACUUCUUGUUGAAAAGAGUCAAGAGUGCAGAACACUCCUUGUGUUUGGUAACUGGAUCCUGUGGAUGUAUGGCAGGGUGAUGUGGCAAAGUAAUUCUUCCUCUAGCCAUAGCUUAUCUACAUUGUUCUGACAUAGGCUCCAAGCUGCUGAACACCAGGUUACUCUGACUGACCAAAAAGCUGCUGGUUUGGCUGUAUUAAAAGCCUUCUAUGUUGUCGGUGCUCUGUCUGGACAGAGUACAUGGUGACUGAUUGUAUGGUGAAGCCGACUUGUAGAGCAAUACAUGUGGGUAAAGGUUCUCCAGGGCCUAUUUGUCAUAGAAGGAAUACAAAGGGAAUUCUUAACUUGCCUAUUUUUAUAAUUGUUUUCCCAGACCUUGCCUAAAGUAGACAUUCCUCCCUUUCACCUUCUCACUGAGGUCAGCAGCUCAGCCUCUGUAUCUUGUGACCGUUAGCCACCACGCGUUGCGUGCAGCACUGCAGUGGGCUGAACUAGUGGCUGCAGGGAGGUUGGUGGGGAGAAAUAAAUCAGUUACGAAGACGGAGUGGUGGUGUCUUCUGAGCUGCCAACUCCGGCACUCUGGGAUGACGGGCUGCGUGGGCCGGCAGCGCCAUCUUGAGUCACUGUCCUUGGCCACCCGGUGGCAGUUGAGUUGACACUCCGCUCACGGUACCUUUUAGUCUCCAGUAACUUAUUUGGAAAUGUCUUGCCACUUGAAAAUUUUACACAUCUGUGGAUUCUUUUUUUUUUUUUUAACGUGUUGCCUUUAUUAAAUGUGUUUGUUCUAAGGCAGCCUUAUUGCCUGCUGUCAACACUAUACUGUUCUAAAGAUUUUCAUUUUUCUGUUGGCCUCUAGCUUUGGUGAUGAUUUGCCCGUGUUCCCAGCUUUUCACCCUUCCUGUUGAGUGAUAACAAGGGAGGCACUCUUUUGAUUUGAUUUCCUCUUCUCCUGGGUGCCGUGUUCUCAAGUACAUGUCUAGAGACCCACCAGCAGUAGUACAGCUUUCCUAGAUUUCCAGAGGGCUUUUGCAGGUUUCUGCAUUCUAUAUUAUUACACUUCCUUCUUCUAAAAGUAUUGAAAAGAUUUCUACUUUUGCUCCAAGAUAUUUUUGACAUGACAAUGACAUUACGUCUUUUUUUUUUUUUAAUAAGCUCUCAGGCAGAUGAGUGAUUCUGAGCCGCAGCCCUCACGCUCGCAGUGUCCCGAAAUAGACAGCUCUUGAAGGAUGGCUGUGUGCUAACUCAGCAGCACUUCCACCUCCGUUUCAAAAUAAUGAACGUGAUAUUGUCCACUCCUCUGUCACUUGAAUUCCUGACAUAAAUGCCUCUGCAAAAUAGAGGAGUACACAGAGUGGCAUAUUUUCAUGCAGGCACAGUGGAGAUGCAGCUGCCUUUGAAGUAUGUGUAGCUAAAUUAAACAGAGAACACCCUUUUAUUCCUGCCAUCUACCUCCCUACUGCAGUUCUCGGUUCCUGCCCUUUAUUAGGGAAAUUGUCUAAUCUGAUAUUGUUUCAUCCGAUAAAACAUUGGGUAUAUGUGGUUGUUGUCUCUGCUGAUGUAUCACAGUGUGUAGAAGCUGCCGGUCAGCUGUGAAGAAUAGAGCUCAUGCCUUUGAGUCGUGUGUUUUUAGGCUGUGUUUUUAGACUAAGAGUAAAGCGUGCCUUUGGCUUGCAGUUUUAAGGACAGGUGGGUAUACAAUGAAUUUUAGUUGUUUAGGGUUAAACAAACUAAUGGGAGUGCUUUGUCAUGCAACCCAAAGUCAAUCAGUGAAAUUUAUUGCUGUAGAACGUGAUAGGGAACUGAUUGUUAUUAUUGUUUAAACACAAGGGACUAGUUAAACAAUGGUUUGAUGCAUCCAAUAACUCAGGGAGAUUUUAAGUUGCUGUAAAUAAGAAAGUUACACCAAGAAAAGAGUAAUUUUUUUCUGCACACUCUGUCUCCAAGAAUAUGUUAUCAGUCAAAGAUUGAGAAAAAUAUAUACGGGGCUGGGUGGAAUGCUGAUCUGACCUCGUGGGGUUUAAUUUACUCUGACAAUUGUGAACUAAACUCAUUUUAAAAUCAGUCUCAAACGUAUCUAUCUACAAAUCUGUAUCUGCAUGUAAGAUGUGCACCAGCUGUACUAACUGUCACGUAAUUGCUUAAAUGCUGAACCUUCUGUAGGGGUGGGCUCUAAGAAGAUGGAAGUAUUCUGGCUUCAGCCUUUUCUAAACAUUGCCUUGGAUGCUGCAGAAACACUGUUGAGAUGGUCCUGUUAAAUAUGAUUGUUCAGGGGUAGUUUGCCUUGCUCUUUGAUGCCUAUGGAAAUGUAACUGUAGAUUCCUCACAUUUGGAAAGGAAAACAGCAUCGCUGCUGCCUAGCCAAGUGAUGCAGGACUAAGAAAAUUCCCAGUGCACUCUUUGGUGUGCAUGAGCCACCCCUGCUGAAGAAAUAAAAGGACAACCAAACACUGAAGAGCAACAUCAAUUAGAUCAAUAUUGCAUUUACCUGUAAUUCUCAAAUACAGGACAAUAUGUGUGAGUAGCUUCAUGAUUCCUAAAGGCUAGAAUGUGUAGGUUGUUUGUUGUUGUUGUUUGUUUGUUUGUUUGUUUUUUUGCUUCCCUUCACUUAUAUUAGAAAUGUGAAGGGAUGGUCAUGGAAAAGGCUCCAUCUCAGUGGAAGCAUCCCCAAGUGAAUGUAAUGAAGCAGAAACGUGAUCUGUGGGUGCCUGCUGUUUGUAGGAGUCUUCCAUCGGGGGUGUUACUGUGUGGAGGUGACGGCACCUUCUGUAAAUACCACUUACCCCUGGUCUCUGCAAACUCUCAUGCAUUUAAUGCUUUGGGUUUUGUUUGUUUUGGGUUUUUUUGUUCUUUUUAAGAGAAACUGAAUGGGGAAGGAAGAGUAAUGGCUUUUUCCUUUCCCUAGUUUGUUAGUACCUAAGCCCCAUCAAGUGUCUUCACAGUAGUAAUGCAAUGGUGCCGUUGCAGAGAAAAUCUGUGCUGUUUUUCUUAUUUGGAGACCUAUAACUCCAUUCAAUCAUUGUCAGAGUAUCUGGAUCCUUAAGAUAUAACUGGACAUGGAUAUCUACAAAAAUAAGAGAGAGAGCAAAUCUUGCUGACAGUCCAACUUAGCAGCAAUGCUGCAGCAAUAAAUGUAAUGUUCAGCUCUCACAACAAAGCCCAGCCAAUAUCCUCUGUCUACAAAGGAAACUUGUAGGAUAAUGAGAUUUUUUUUUUUUUUAACCAAGACAGAAAAUCACUAAAAUGUUUGCAAGUAGGAGAUUUCCCUCUUGACAGGCUGAUGGAUUUGGGAAAUAUGCUGCAAAAUACAAAGCAGAUACUGCAAGGGAAAAAGAAUGGCGUCUUAAAAACUGCAAGUUCUGCUGUUUUGUUGUUCCUUUUGAGUGUGUUUUUAUUUUUUUUAUUUUUUAUUUUCCUGCAUCUGCAGAGCUUUUGCUAUUUCCCUACCUCUCCGUUCAGAAAUGCAUUGUUCUUUAUAAUACAAACUAAUAUCACACUAGGAUUCUCGAUGGGCCUGGAAAAACAAAAAACCAAUAAAAACAAAGCCACUCUGGAUAGCAUUUCACCAUUAUCACUUUUGGAAAUAGCUCAAACAGCAACGUGUUCUGUAGGUGCAGUCUGACAUGUUAACUAUAACCCCACAGCUUCUUGUUUUUCUACCUGUGCGGCUCUGCCUGUCACGCAAUCUGUUUUUAUCAGCUGUGCUGUUUUCCACGCUGUCAUCCUCCUCUUCCUCGUGCCUGCCCCUCUGCCACUCCCUUAUUACUCCUGGAAUAACCCCAUUUUUCAGAACCCCUCCUCCUAACAGCCUCCACCUCCUCCUGUUGCCAAGAUUUUUGUUUUGCAGCGUGUUUGUCAAGCUGAAAUGUAAGCGCCCUGUGGCAGGCCAGUGUCACCUUUUACGUGUCUGUAAGGUGAUGUGCAUUCUCGCAGUGCUAUCUACAAAUAAAUGUGGUAUGAAGUUAA
Molecule: messenger RNA, 6745 nt
Organism: Numida meleagris (helmeted guineafowl)
Lineage: Eukaryota; Metazoa; Chordata; Aves; Galliformes; Numididae
Gene: SLC43A2
Product: solute carrier family 43 member 2
Exons: 14
Coding region: 127-1815 (562 amino acids)
Biological process (GO): transmembrane transport; neutral amino acid transport
Molecular function (GO): neutral L-amino acid transmembrane transporter activity; L-amino acid transmembrane transporter activity
Source: RefSeq, a predicted model, not a curated record